Molecule: messenger RNA, 2034 nt
Organism: Saxophila tyrrhenica
Lineage: Eukaryota; Fungi; Ascomycota; Dothideomycetes; Mycosphaerellales; Extremaceae
Exons: 4
Coding region: 1-2034 (677 amino acids)
Source: RefSeq, a predicted model, not a curated record
AUGACUACGCACGCAAGCGUUCCAGCAAGCCUCGACAGUGUAGUAUCGAGUAAUCUGGAUAGUCGGUCGGUAGUGAACGGCUCUACUACUCUUGGAAAUGCAGUACGCGGCACGAACACAAGGUUCCUUGGGGUCGACAAGGAGGCAGUCCUCAAGCAUUACACAGAUGACAGAGAGGAUGAUGAUGCCGUAGGCCUCGCUUACGCUCCCUCGGAUCGAACACUCUACCCUAUAACCCUAAAACUCAAACAAUUUGCUGUAUGGUUCCGCGAAAUAGAUACAGAGGAUGAGAAGAAGAUGGCAACAGACCGGCUAAGAAAGGAGAUGGAAACGCUCACCAUGAACGGCUUUCACCACCCAGUUCCUCAGCCUAUGAUUGAAGAGGUCAUGCGCAUAGCGGACGAUCCCAGCGCGACACCAUCCAACACGUGGUUCUCGUGGAAAGGUCCAGACGAAUACGAAAGGCGUACUGGCCCUCCGCCAGAGGGCGCCUCGGAAUUACCUGGAUCCGAGAUGGAAGGGGUGGAGUCCUCUGUACACGUGGCUGAGGUUUGUAAUAGCGAAGAGGUUACCAAGGCUCUGAAAGACGUACUGAACGAUCCGAAAGACGAUGAUUGCGCUGAAAGACUCGAGCAAGCUUUAAACGGACGGCUGCAGAAGCUUGAAGCGGACGGAAACAUCGGGAAAGAGGUCAAGCUGAACAUACCCUCAUUUAGAUCAAACUACAUGCUUGCGGUGAACGACGUGUGGAAGGUAAGGCGGUUCGGGGAGAGGCCAGAAGACCUCAAGAAUCUGGAACAGCGCUUUGAGCAAUUUCGAACCAACAAUCGUAGUCUUGGCUUUCCGGAUAAAUUCUUAUUGCCCCUGGCUGGUGCCGUUCAGCAAGCGGCCUCUGCGAAAGCGGAUCAGGACGUGACACCGUACGACUUUGAUGAUGUGCGAAGAGCAGCAGACCCGAGAGGUGACGGCUUACGCCAAGGCGAAGAUGGUUAUGAAGAAGCGCUGCGGCGUUUCGGACCCCAACCCGAAGAGACAGGAGGUCAGCGCUCAGAGGACUCUAACCGAGCAGAGGCAGCUACUUGGGACGGGAUGGCCUCGGACGGCCAGGCGACUGCCGAGAAGGUGUCAUCCCAGCAACCAGCAACAGGGCGACCCCAACCCGAAGAGACAGGGGAGCGACCCCAGCAGGCGACUCCUGAGAAUAAAACGGUACAGCAGAAUCCAAUUUUUGGGGGCUACGUGACGUUGGACAGCGGCCCCGACUAUACUCCGUUGGGCGGGAAGAUCUGUGGAUGGCGGCAUUGGGGGAACGAAGGGUUCAGAGUGAUGGUUCAGAUCAGCCCGGAGGGCAACUUUCCUGUCGUAUGCCGACUACGACAAGCGACGAAAGCCCAAGUCGAGCAGUACCAAAAGACCCAAGGAGCCUUACAAAUUCCGUAUGCAGAUCAGGUGGAUCCGGCUAGUACACAGAUAUUGAAGCACGUCGAAGUCAAAAAGAUUCGAUUCUGCGCCAUUGCACCCACGGAUGAUCCGGGUAAGAAACCGAAGAACAACGCGACAGUGCUGGUGUUCAAGGCGCCCGAUGACGAAAAAUUGCAUGUAACUUGGGGUUCGAAAUGUCCGCAGAGAGUAAGAGACCUGUUCGCUACGAUGUAUAAACUCGGGAUGGGUCAGAUUGCACCAGCUGAUAACAAAAGCACGGAUGCUACAGUUCGGCUGGGGACCUCAUAUAAGACCACAGAGAACCAAAAAGAGGGUGCUCACAUGGCAACAAAAACGACGAACGCGGGCCCCGAAACGAGAACACAUAACGGCAACAUUCAGGCCUCCGUGAAGAGUGAAUACAAGCAAACCCCGGUUCCAGCGAAGAGUGAAGACAUUUCAGCGACGACUGAAGAAAAGCAAGCCCCGGCUUUAGCGGAGAGUCAAGCAAAGCAAGACCCGCAGAUUACUGAGUUGAAGGCCGAAAUGACCGAACUAAAACGACUUAUGCAGGCGCUCUUGAAACGACAAAACGACAGCCACGCCUCUUGA